Messenger RNA from Solea solea (common sole), 1183 nucleotides. RefSeq names its product histidine triad nucleotide binding protein 3 (gene hint3). NCBI's taxonomy places the organism in Eukaryota, Metazoa, Chordata, Actinopteri, Pleuronectiformes, Soleidae. The coding region runs from base 32 to 532 and encodes 166 amino acids. Gene Ontology annotation, molecular function: catalytic activity. The record is from RefSeq and is a predicted model, not a curated record. The transcript has 5 exons.
UACUGAUUGUUGUUUUUGCUGACAGUUCAUCAUGGCUGAAGUCGACGCCUCUGAAUCUCAACCUGUUCAGACCCAAACCAGCGCCGUGCCAGCUGAAGGAUAUGACAAGAAAUGUAUUUUCUGCAAAGUAGUCAACAAUGAAAUGGGCACGGAACUUCUUCACUGUGAUGAAGAGAUCUCAUGCUUCAGAGACAUCAAACCUGGAGCUCCCCACCACUACCUUGUUGUCCCGAAUCGACAUGUUGGGAACUGUAAAUCCCUAACCAAAGAACAUGUGCCAUUGGUAAACCGGAUGGUCGAAGCAGGGAAGGAGAUCCUCCAGAAAAACAACAUAACAGAUCUCAGUGAUGUUAGGUUUGGUUUUCAUUGGCCCCCAUUCUGUUCUGUUACACACCUUCACCUUCAUGUCCUGGCACCUGCCAGUCAAAUGGGCUUCUUUCCAUCCCGUCUCAUCUACAGGCUAAAUUCCUAUUGGUUUAUCACGGCAGAUCAGCUGAUUGAACUUCUCAACUCUAAAGAAGAGACCAACUGAUCAUUUGAAUUCAGUUCUUUCAGUCUUUGGAUGUGAUGCAGUGCAGACUUCAUGUUGGGUGGUUCACAUCCACAUUGGGUUGCUGUAUGUUUGACAACAGCUUAUAAUUUUGUGACAUGGCAACAUGUCAACUAUUUAGACUUGAAUCCAAGUGAAAGCCCAAUUUAUGCCAAAUCUUAUGUCUUGCUGCUUACAUUUUUGGGUAAAAUACGUUUUUUUUAAUGUUUUUACAGAAGAUUUCCAAUAAUUAUGGACAUAAUAAAACAAAAAUACUUUUUAAGGACCAAGUAUAAUCCACUAAUAUUUCCAAAGAUCACCCAAGAAUAUUGAAGGCUGAAUGGACAGUAAUUUAAACUGGUGUCCUGUGUCACAGAGCUGCCUUGGUGCAUCACAAAUCUGACCUCAAUACAUAUAUAUAAAGUGAAUGUUUGUAAAACCAAUAGGGUGUUUGUUCAUAUUACAAUUGAUUUGAUGUAAUGUCUUUAACAGUGUUAAGUUAUAGUAUACUGUAUGUGAACCAAUGAAUGCAUGAACUUUAUCACUGGAAUGUAAAAUAAAUCAUUGUGUAUGUCCUGGACAAAAUGUGCACUUUUACCAAUGCUAAUUUAAAAUAAAUACUAUUGCUGUGUCUCAGAACAACGUUUUCAGUUA